Messenger RNA from Serendipita indica DSM 11827, 756 nucleotides. The record is from the annotation of a GenBank genome assembly. NCBI's taxonomy places the organism in Eukaryota, Fungi, Basidiomycota, Agaricomycetes, Sebacinales, Serendipitaceae.
AUGAUUUGUAUGUACCUCAACGUCUUCAAAGCAUUCCCUGAUUUCCUUCAGCUGUCGGAUGUGGAUCUCCUGCGCGCUCAUCUUCCAAGUCAUGUGUGGAAUGUGCUCCUCCUAGUAAUUGCCCUAUUCGGCGACAAUUUAACCGUCAAACGACUUAUCUACGGCGCUUUUAUCGCUUCAUACAGCAUAUCCAUCACGUCAAUUGCUAUCUGUGUAGUAUCCAUUCACAGGAGAAUGGGUUACUAUCUCGAUCUCAAUGGUGUAUGCAGCUACUCGGAUAGCGAAAUUUGGUUCAUUAUUGCCAUGACCUCUCCAAUUCUUUCAGAAGUCAUCGCUGGAGGUCUGACAAUUUGGAAGGCAUUUCAUCAUGCAUACGCAUUAUGGAGCUCCUCAUCCGCACCUCUUCUCCACUCUCUCUUGCGCGACGGCAUCUUCUUUUGCGUCAGCAUUGGGAGCGCAUACCUUGCUUUGUACAUCCUAUGGGCGCCAAUGUCCAUCAUGUCUUCCCGGUUUUACAUCAACAUCAAGAGCGUAGCAACUGUUGAUCCAUUCUCACCAGAAUACUCGCUUUCGUUGAGCCCGCGGAAACGAAUCACGACAGGUGGAACGACGUUUGCGCGUGUCUCGCGGCGUACUACCACCAUGACCAUGGGAUCCCUUUCUCACUUUAGUCGUACAGACAUUUUCUCAGCAUCGGAUGGCACCGCCUGGCGCGAACCCGAAGUAUUUGACGCACAUAGCAUAGAAGAGCGAUGA